Messenger RNA from Seriola dumerili (greater amberjack), 1791 nucleotides. RefSeq names its product mesencephalic astrocyte derived neurotrophic factor (gene manf). The transcript has 4 exons. Gene Ontology annotation, cellular component: endoplasmic reticulum. Lineage: Eukaryota; Metazoa; Chordata; Actinopteri; Carangiformes; Carangidae. Gene Ontology annotation, biological process: neuron projection development; dopaminergic neuron differentiation. The record is from RefSeq and is a predicted model, not a curated record. Bases 118 to 660 code for a protein of 180 amino acids.
CAUUACACUUUACCGGCGUCCGUAGUGUAGCGGCGGCGACUCAUGAGACACACGCAGGGAACUGUUCUCCUUUAGCCGCGGUUUAAACGUACAUCCAGCUGAGUUACUCCUGUCGAAAUGUUGUGUUUAAGCGGGUUGUCGGUGGCGCUUGCUCUCGCUCUGGUGCCGGGUCCCGCUGAAGCCCUGAAAGAAGGAGAGUGUGAAGUGUGUGUGACCUUCCUUGGGAGGUUUUACCAGUCACUAAAAGACAACGAUGUAAAGUUCAACAGCGCAGACAUUGAGAAGGCCAUCAUCAAGAGCUGCAAAGAUGUUAAAGGCAAAGAAAACCGCUUUUGUUACUACAUCGGGGCAACAAGUGACGCAGCCACCAAGAUGAUCAACGAGGUUUCCAAACCGCUGAGCUACCACGUCCCGGUGGAGAAGAUCUGUGAGAAACUGAAGAAGAAGGACAGUCAGAUCUGUGAACUGAAAUACGACAAACAACUGGACCUGACCACAGUGGACCUCAAGAAGCUCAAAGUGAAGGACCUGAAGAAGAUUCUGGAGGAGUGGGGCGAGUCCUGUAAAGGAUGCGCCGAAAAGUCCGACUUCAUCCGCAAAAUCACAGAGCUCAUGCCCAAGUACGCCCCCGCAGCCGCCAAGGCACGGACAGAACUGUAACUGUACAAACACAAAACACAACAACAACAACAACAACAACAACAACACAAACAACUCUGGACUUGACUCGGACCAGACUGGUAUCCAGUGAGGAGGACCAGGAGCGGAGGAGGGGAGUUUAGUCUGAUAUGUUUGUUUAUUUUAUUUUAUUUUAUUUUUUGAGGGUAUACACUCAUCAGGUAAUUCAGAAGCAUAGAUGUUAGUGUAUACACAUAAGGCUGAAGUCCCAUACUAUACUUUGUGUGAAGGGAUGAACAGUGUUUUGCUGUCAUGGGAUGCAACGUUGAGAAUUAAUUCAUAACACAGGAGCACAGAUUACAGGGGGGGAUUGGUGGAACGGUUGGAGGUUUUCUGCUCAUGUAGUCGAUACGUUUCACAGCACGAGGUUUAGAUACGUGGCUGUAUUCUCCAUCAGUGUCAGCAUCCUCAAAUUGGAGGUGAGAGUUUCUGCUCGAAUGCACCCCAGCAAGAACGUGUUUGUUGUCCGCUGUGCUGCCCAGGAUCUCCCACUCGAUCCAGGAUUCGAAUCGGUUGAGAAAACCCGCCUCUCCCAGCGCCACCCUGACACCCAAUAGGAUCUUAAUACCAGGAUUGCUGUUUGGAAAAGUCGUCAUGUUUUGAUGAAUGUGUUAGGCCUCCUGUAAUAUUGCUCAACUUAACUUCAGUUUCCAUGACGUCCUGUGGAGGAGGGUGAGCGCCGCGUCCCACCCAUACCGAGACUUAAAGGAAUAGUUUGACAUUUUGGGGAAUGGACUUAUUUACUCUCCUCCUGAGAGUUAGAUGAGAAGAUCCCUCGCGCUCUCGUGUCUGUUCGUUAAAUGUGGGUUAGUUUAGCUUAGCAUAAAGAUUGUUUCAGUCUGAAGGUAACAAAAUCCACCUUUUUAAAACUCAUUAAUUAACAGGUUUUGGACCAAAAACGUGCAGUGAAUGAGCAAACUUCCCACAAUGUCAAACCUUUGCUUCAAGGCCUGAGUUAAUGUCUGAUUGAGACAUUCAGAUCUCCAAUACUUUCCCCCUUUAUUACCUCCACUGAAGUCUCUUUGUUUCAGUUUACUGUUUCCAAAGUCGCCCAUAUUCCAACCCAGAGUCAUAGUCAAACAAAAGUGCAGUUAUUAAAAAAAGUGAAAACAA